Messenger RNA from Nematostella vectensis (starlet sea anemone), 3793 nucleotides. RefSeq names its product DNA mismatch repair protein Msh3. The record is from RefSeq and is a predicted model, not a curated record. The transcript is spliced from 22 exons. Gene Ontology annotation, biological process: mitotic recombination; mismatch repair. NCBI's taxonomy places the organism in Eukaryota, Metazoa, Cnidaria, Anthozoa, Actiniaria, Edwardsiidae. Gene Ontology annotation, molecular function: ATP binding; ATP-dependent DNA damage sensor activity; mismatched DNA binding. The coding region runs from base 240 to 3575 and encodes 1111 amino acids. Gene Ontology annotation, cellular component: nucleus.
CCCGACUCUUCCCCAGGCUCUUUGGUCUACCUGUGUUUCAAAAGAAGCGGAUUCUUCUGAAAGAUAAAUACUUAAUGUAAGUAAAAUAAGUUGUUCUCACUAACGGAACUCCAAAAUUCGAGACUCCACAAAGUAUAGCUCUGCUUCCAUGAUUCAGUGGAAAACUGUCCCCGAUGAAAAUAAUACAACAAGAAAUCGAUAUCAAGCAUACCACAACAGGAUCUAUUUAAUGCAGAAGUAUGCGACGUGUCAACCUAAAAAAGCUAAAGACUUCUAUGAAUGCCGAACCUUCAAGAGACAGACGGAAACCGACAGGGCAGUCUUCGAUUUCGAGUUUCUUUGGCGCGAAGAGCUGCAAAAGUAGUCAAGCAUUCGCAGACACCUCGAGCAAAAAGAGAGCUGCUGAUGAGGAAGCUGUAUGUGAGGACAAUAGCUGCAAACAUACUUUAGAGGGUCAAACGAAAAAGAAAAAGUUAUCAGAUGAAGUCAGCCAACACUUGGAUCAAUCUUUUACAAAAACAGUGACAAAACUCAAGGUAUUUGAAAAUGAUUCUGAAAUAUCCAAUUUACCAAAAGAAAAGACCAACCCUAUUGGAAGUGAUGUCAAGAAAAACGGGAAUUCCAUCUUUGGACACUUUAUCCAUAGUAGAAAAGUUAUGGAUCUAGAGCAAUACAAAAGAGAGGAGACAGCCACUGCAUUACCAGGGAGUAUAAACUCAUCACUAAAGAUUAACCAAAGAACCAAGUCUGUCUACACACCUCUGGAGCAGCAGUUUAUGGAAAUCAAGGCUAGAAACAGUGAUGCUGUGUUAUUUAUUGAGUGCGGAUACAAGUUCAAAUUCUUUGGAGAUGAUGCUGAGAUUGCAGCCAAGGAGUUGAAUAUCAUGUGUUUUAUGGAUCAUAACUUUAUGGUAGCUAGUAUCCCAACACACCGACUCCAUAUUCAUGUCAAAAGGUUGGUGAACAAGGGUUACAAAGUAGGCGUGGUCAAGCAGAUGGAGACCGCGGCCUUGAAGGCAGCAAGUGACAAUAAGAGUAAUGUAUUUACUCGAGAACUACAUGCUCUGUAUACCAAGUCUACACUUGUAGGGGAGGACAUGGAAGUACUUAGAGGAAAAGAAGAUGCAGCAGGUGGUGAUGAGGUUUCUUUAGAAGCACACGGAGGCUACCUGAUGUGUGUACAUGAAGAGGAUAGUGGUGCUAAAACUGGCAUUACUUAUGGCAUUGUGGCAGUUCAGCCAUCUACUGGGGAGAUCAUCUACGAUUAUUUUCCCGAUUCUCCAAGCUGCAGUGAGCUCGAGACGCGACUUGAACAUCUGUCCCCCUCAGAGCUCCUCAUUCAUGACACCCUCUCUGAAAGAACAAGGAGCUUCUUGGAUGUUUUCUCAUCCUAUUAUAAGAGUAGUGCAGACCCCAUCCGAACCGAGCGAAUACCAGACCCUCUACCAUCCUCACAAAGUGAUGCCAAUCAGAUACUCCAGGAAUUCUGCAACUCAACCGAUGAAACCUUUGGUAGCUCUAGCCCCAACUCACAAGAAACACUGUUACAGACACUCCUCACUCUACCCCUGCCAGUACAGAAAUGCUUUAUUUCUCUCCAAAAGUACCUCAAGGAUUUUAAGUUGGACAAGGUGUUAAAGCUUGCUGGGAACUUUGAGAAGUUCUCAACAAUUGCGAAAUUCAUGAAGCUGAAUGGUUGUGCACUUCAAAAUUUGGAGAUACUCAAAAGCCAGUGUGGAUCAAGGAAGGGCUCGCUUCUUGGGAUUCUUGACCACACGAGUACACCAUUCGGCAAGAGGCUACUAAAAAGAUGGAUCACACAACCGCUGUUGGAAAAAAGGGAGAUCGAAGAGCGUUUGAAAGCCGUCUCAUGUCUUUCUGCCCUCUCCUCUGAUCAGCCACUGCUUAAGAGCAUUCACCGACUCCUCUCUCAUAUUCCCGAUCUCGAAAAGGGGCUUUGCGCAAUCUAUUACAAAAAGUGCUCCACUGUCGAGUUCCUUUCCAUUGCUAAGGCUUUAUCCAAGCUUCACGAUGAACUAAAGUCGACAGAGCUAAAUUCUGCUAAGGAAUUGGCUGGAUCAUCAAUUCUAUCUCGAACAUUUACCGAGGUUCCAGAUCUCCUUAGUGGUGUAGAAGACUUUCUCAACCAGAUUGACGAGAAAGCUGCGAAAUGCGGCGAUAAAACCAAGCUGUUUACGGACCCUUCCAAGUUUCCACCUGUGUUGACAUGUAUACAGGAGAUCGAUGGUCUCACGGCAGAACUUAAGGAACACCGCUCAGAGAUACGCCGGACCAUACAACACCCUUCUGUCGAUUACUGCACAGUCUCAGGAAAUGAGUUCCUGAUUGAAGUAAGGAACGCCAAGCUUCCAUCAGUCCCUGCCGACUGGAUCAAGAUAAGCGCGACCAAGCAGAUCUGCCGUUUCCGCACGCCGUUUGUUGAGGAGAAAUUCAAGUCAAUAUGUCAAUGGCGUGAGAAGCUUGCGCAAGCGUGCCAGGAAGCCUGGUUGGAGUUCCUGGAUAUAUUCAGUACCAGCUACACACGCUUCCAUAGAGCUGUCAAGCUUGUUGCCAAUUUAGACUGCAUUAUGUCUUUAGCAACGGUUGCUAGGCAACCGGGAUAUGUCUGUCCAGUGAUAAAGAAGGAGACUGAGGCAAGCUCGGUCCUAAUCACACAGGGACGCCAUCCCGUUAUUGACGUUCUUCUGCAGGAGCAUGCACAGUACGUUCCCAACAACACGGAGCUAAAUACUGAGGGCCCGCGGUGCAUGAUAAUUACUGGCCCUAAUAUGGGAGGAAAGAGUUCCUAUAUCAAACAGGUGGCUCUGAUCGUGCUUAUGGCGCAGAUGGGGUCGUUUGUACCAGCACAUUCUGUCGAGCUGACGCCUCUAGAUGCUAUCUACACAAGGAUGGGAGCAUCUGAUCAUAUAUACAAAGGCCGGAGCACCUUCAUGGUUGAGCUUCAGGAAACUUCAGAGAUUCUAGCACAGGCCACUCGGAGAUCGCUCGUAAUUCUAGACGAGCUUGGCCGAGGAACGAGCACGCACGACGGGGUGGCAAUAGCUUACGCAACGCUCCGACACUUUAUCGACCAGACCCACAGCCUCACACUGUUCGUAACGCAUUACCCAAGCCUCGCCGAACUCGAGAGAAUAUUCCCAGGUCACGUGACCAAUAAUCAUAUGGCUUUCAUGACGUCAGACGGUGACGUCACCUCGGGGGAAAACGACAUUACUGAUGUUGCUUUAGAAACUGACGUUAUAAUACAGGCUGCUAUUGGUGCAUCGUUUGAUGGGCUCGCCAAGACUGAGUUAGCGUCUGUUGCUAUGGAUACGCCGGCUGUGACGUUCUUGUAUGAGCUGGUGCGGGGAGUAGCCGCAAGGAGUUAUGGGUUAAAUGUGGCGCGACUAGCGGGCAUCCCAAUCAACAUUGUCGCAAUGGCUGCUGGGAAGUCACAUGACUUAGAAAGCGAGAUAGCCAAUCGAAGAUCAAACAGAAUGAAGUUCCAGGAGAUCUGGCGGGUAAACAGCACCGACUCGAUAAGGAAUACUCUAUCCAUGGUAAAAAAAAACUGAUGGAAAAGUCUAGACAGCGUCAUUUGGUACGCGAACCUCUAUAUUUAGACAAAUGUCAAGACUGCAGACUGGAUGAAAAGACUAAUUUUACUUCAUGGCUUUUGGGGAUAUGUAUGCAUUUGAGGAAAAUACUUAAAAAUUUACUUAUGCAAUAUUGAUUUGCAUGGUGUAAAUGAAAAAAGAAUAAAUAUACAAAUGAAGAAUGGCACUUAUUCAAA